AUGAGUGACCAUAAAAAGUACAAAGAAUAUACUGUCGAUGAAGUACUGAAACACAACACCAAAAAAUCCCUUUGGAUUAUAAUAAGAGACGAAGUGUUUGAUGUGACAAAUGACCAUAAAAAGUACAAAGAAUAUACUGUCGAUGAAGUACUGAAACACAACACCAAAAAAUCCCUUUGGAUUAUAAUAAGAGACGAAGUGUUUGAUGUGACAAAGUUUGUGGACAGCCAUCCCGGCGGUUGUGAUCCCAUUAUGAACUUCGCGGGAAAGGACUCGACCACUGUUUUCGUAGGCAAUCAUUCAGACGACGCGGAACAUAUGAAAAAUCAGUUCAAAAUCGGUGUCAUUAAGAGAACAUGA
Molecule: messenger RNA, 360 nt
Organism: Oppiella nova
Lineage: Eukaryota; Metazoa; Arthropoda; Arachnida; Sarcoptiformes; Oppiidae
Source: the annotation of a GenBank genome assembly